CCAUCUCUGCAUUACAUGGCAUGUUUAGCCCUCAGUGCCUCAGAAUCCUGGUUUUUCAUAAUUCAGGUUCAUGGAAUGGACAACAGGAAUUGCAGUGAUGUCUCAUCUUGAAGACUCAAAGACCAUGUCCAUCUGCUCUGUUUCCUGGACCAGACUGACUAUGUUUGACCCCAAAUAUUCCACUUGGCCAUGAAUCUAAGCCAAACAAAGGUCAAAGAUACAUCCUCCCCCAGACUGCCAAGAUGGCCUUUUUUUUCCUCUCUCUGUCUCUCUGCAAAAAGAGAUGCAACUACACUCAAAUAAUUCAGUGUCCUCUCCUUUUCUAAUCCUCUUGUUGCAUGUGUGCUAUGCCUCUUUAGCCCUUACUUUACACCAGUAUCAAUAUCAUCAGGCAGACAGGAUCUGGUGCCACAACACUAGCUAGUGCCCCUCUGAUGCCCAGAAAGCCACCACACUGUUAAUCAAUCAGGUAGAGAGAGAGAUUGAGAGCCUCAUCACCCUACUGAUAAAUAUGCUUGCUGUUGCUACUAGUAGUGAUUAGCAUUCUGACCUUUGCAUGCCCAAAAGCCCCUGCCCCCAUUGGCUCCCUGCUUACUCACUACUAGUAAUAAUUAUUACUAAUCUGUUUUUUUGCCUCCAUUGUUGCAGUUGAUUAGUGCCUAUAUAUACUUGCUCAGGUUCAGCUCAUCAAAGACUUACUAGUUACUACAGACUUGCACAAGUUAUAGUCUUUGUGUUCACAAGAACAACUGAACAGGAGGGUUACCAAAGCUGUGAUUUUGAUUAGGAAGGACCACAGAUUGGUUAGGGAUUAAGCACUGCAUAGAGGUUAAGUGGAAGGAAGAAGCAUGCAGGGUGGUAUUGAGAGUGAGAGCGUGAGGAGGUUGUUGAUGCAGAGAAUGCAGCAAGGGUACGUGUACUCGAGGAGGGCGCUGCUGCUGGCUCCGGCGUACGGCCACGGGGAGAGCUCCGGCGGGGCGAGCCAGGGGAUGCUGGCCGCGGCCGGACAGGAGGCGCCGGCGGCCGACGGCGGGGCGGGCCCCGCCGGGACGAGCAGCUUCGACGCGAACGUGGUGAUGAUCCUGGCCGUGCUCCUGUGCGCGCUCAUCUGCGCGCUGGGGCUCAACUCGAUCGUGCGGUGCGCGCUCCGGUGCUCGACGGGCAGCAGCCGGGCGAUGGCGCCGCCGCCGCCGCCGCCGCCGCCGGCGGCGGCGCAGCAGCUGCAGGCGGCAGGGGUGCGGCGGAAGGCGCUGCGGGCGAUGCCGACGAUGGUGUACUCGGCGGGGCUGCGGCUGCAGGCGAGCCCGGCGUGCGCCAUCUGCCUCGCCGACCUGGAGCCCGGCGAGCGCGUGCGGGUGCUGCCCAAGUGCAACCACGGCUUCCACGUCCGCUGCGUCGACCGCUGGCUGCUGGCGCGCUCCACGUGCCCGACGUGCCGGCAGCCGCUGUUCGCCGCGCCGGGCAAGGCGGCCGGCUGCGACGACGGCGGCGCCGCGGCGCCGGCGGCCCGGCCGUUCCUCGUGCCUCUCCGGGCGGAAGGCUUCGUCACGCCGUACGAUUUUUAGACUUUGGACAAAUAUAUAUAGUUAGUUAGUACUGCAUUAAUUAACUCGAGGUUAAUUCUGUGAUAUUUCGCUGUAAUUGUAGAUAAACAAGAUUUCUAUUAGGCGUAUUUACUCAAGGUUUUGUACUCUAGAGAAUAUUCACUCGAGGUUAAACAACAUUUGCUCUUAUUUGAACUCAU
This is a messenger RNA of Oryza brachyantha (malo sina), 1744 nucleotides long. RefSeq names its product RING-H2 finger protein ATL74-like. Lineage: Eukaryota; Viridiplantae; Streptophyta; Magnoliopsida; Poales; Poaceae. The record is from RefSeq and is a predicted model, not a curated record. The transcript has a single exon. The coding region runs from base 849 to 1565 and encodes 238 amino acids. Gene Ontology annotation, biological process: protein ubiquitination. Gene Ontology annotation, molecular function: transferase activity.